AUGGCGUACGUCUCGAUCGAAGCUGACGAGAGGGACCUGAGGGUCUCCAAUUUCAAUGUUCCGACCCUCGAGCAGGGAAUGAGGGUGCAACGGGAGGAAGCACUUCAAGAGGACUUGAAGCUGAACAUUCAAUUGGACUUCUGUGCAGGGUACAGACAAGACUCCGGAGGGAGCAAGUUCUGGACCUUUGAGUACUUCCAGCCAUACUUUGACGUUGACACCAAGACCGUUCUACAACGCUGCUACAUGACCAUGUUCCCUCCCUCCGCAACCUCAUACCAAGGCGCCUACCUCUCCCCCGCCGCUGACCUCUACGGGCCCUUCUGGACGCUCACCACCCUCAUCUUCGCGCUCUUCGUCUGCUCCUCCCUCUCCUCCGCCAUCGCCUCAUGGCUCUCGAACCCCGCUGCGGCGACGCACAUCGUCUACGACUUCUCGCUCAUCUUCACGGCCACGUCCCUCGUGUACGCGUACGGCCUGCUCCUGCCCGUGCUCCUCUGGUUCGGGCUGCGGUACUUGGGCGUAGGCGAGUGGAGCGUCGUGGACGCGGUAGCAAUUUGGGGUAUGGCCACCGUCGUUCGGUGGGCCGUCGUCGGACUUGGUGCGCUCCUUUCCGGAUACUUCCUGAUGGCCAACGUCUACCCCAUUCUCGCCUCGGCCGACACGAAAUCCGUAAGACUCAUCGUCAUAUUCCUAGCGUUGUUGCACGCUGGCCUCGCUCUGAGCUUCAAGAUCAUGUUCUUCAGCUACUACGCGCUGAAGGACAUUGGGCCAGCGGAUCCAACGGCGGGCGGGACCAUCCCCUGA
Fomitopsis serialis is the source of this 807-nucleotide messenger RNA. RefSeq lists its product as uncharacterized. The record is from RefSeq and is a predicted model, not a curated record. Gene Ontology annotation, cellular component: Golgi apparatus. Gene Ontology annotation, molecular function: small GTPase binding. The transcript is spliced from 7 exons. Lineage: Eukaryota; Fungi; Basidiomycota; Agaricomycetes; Polyporales; Fomitopsidaceae. Gene Ontology annotation, biological process: vesicle-mediated transport. Bases 1 to 807 code for a protein of 268 amino acids.